AUGUCGUUGGUUCAUUUAGCUAACUUCUGCAGUCAUAUUAAGAACGUUACCAACGUUCAUGUUGCUACCACCUCGGUGCCAUUUAGCCGUUUACAUUUACAAGUUGCAUUAGGAUUAUAUAGAGAAGGUUUUAUUUCUUCUAUUCAAAAAGGUUCAACCACAGGUCCAGAUUUAAAACCAGUCGAAGUUACACCAGAUAAUAUAUCCAGUCGUCGUUUGUGGUUGGGAUUAAAAUAUCUUAACAAUCAAUCGGUAAUUAGAGAUUUUUCGUUGGUACUGAAGCCAGGCCGUAAAGUCAAUUUAACUCCUACUGAAAUUAAAGCUCUUGCAUCUGGUUUACCAGUCAGAUUUAUUAAGCCAUUACAGCCAGCAGAAUGUAUCUUUGUAAGGACACCAGCAGAUGAGGUUUUAGAGGUACAAGAGGCUGCCAAGAAGGAUUUAAAGGGAAUGGUUUUAUGUCGUAUUAAAUGA
Debaryomyces hansenii CBS767 is the source of this 471-nucleotide messenger RNA. RefSeq names its product mitochondrial 37S ribosomal protein MRPS8. Gene Ontology annotation, molecular function: structural constituent of ribosome. Gene Ontology annotation, cellular component: ribosome. Gene Ontology annotation, biological process: translation. The transcript has a single exon. The coding region runs from base 1 to 471 and encodes 156 amino acids. The record is from RefSeq and is a predicted model, not a curated record. NCBI's taxonomy places the organism in Eukaryota, Fungi, Ascomycota, Pichiomycetes, Serinales, Debaryomycetaceae.